Molecule: messenger RNA, 1093 nt
Organism: Mangifera indica (mango)
Lineage: Eukaryota; Viridiplantae; Streptophyta; Magnoliopsida; Sapindales; Anacardiaceae
Product: E3 ubiquitin-protein ligase RNF185
Exons: 2
Coding region: 178-864 (228 amino acids)
Biological process (GO): ubiquitin-dependent protein catabolic process
Cellular component (GO): endoplasmic reticulum
Molecular function (GO): ubiquitin protein ligase activity; metal ion binding; ubiquitin-like protein conjugating enzyme binding
Source: RefSeq, a predicted model, not a curated record
UCAUUUUUUUUUUUAUUUCCCCGCAUUCAGAUUCCAAAACCAGGGGCAACCCAUUCAAAAUGCAAAAGUUACAAACGCAGAGUUGACAUUUCUAUUCAUCCGUGCUGUUGACUUCGCUGCGCUCGCUUGAUCGAUCGAUCUCUUUAUUUUAAGGAAUUUGUGUUUGGAGUGGUAGCAAUGGCCAGUGGUUUUGGGGAAUCAACAAGCCGGUCACCCCAAAGCCCUUCUUACUCUAACAACAAUAGUAAUGGUGAUGCAGGCAAUUUUGAAUGCAAUAUUUGCUUUGACUUAGCUCAAGAUCCAAUUGUGACUUUAUGUGGUCAUCUUUUCUGCUGGCCAUGCCUUUACAAAUGGCUCCACAUUCACUCUAAUUAUCGAGAAUGCCCUGUAUGUAAGGCUAUAAUUGAGGAGGAGAAGUUAGUCCCCUUGUAUGGCCGGGGAAAAACAUCAACUGACCCUAGAUCAAAAUCCAUCCCUGGUGUUAACAUUCCAAAUCGUCCAGCAGGCCAGAGACCAGAAACAGCUCCCCAACCAGAGCCAAAUCACUUUCAUCAACAUCAACAUGGUUUUGGCUUUAUGGGAGGGUUUGCUCCGAUGGCAACAGCAAGAUUUGGGAAUUUCACUUUAUCUGCUGCUUUUGGUGGUCUCAUUCCUUCCUUAUUUAACCUUCAGGUGCAUGGGUUCCCAGAUCCUGCUAUGUAUGGGGCAGCUGCUGGCUUUCCUUAUGGGUUUACUAAUUCAUUUCAUGGUGGUCAUGCACAUGGAUAUCCUCUGCAUACCAGUCAAGGGCAGCAAGAUUAUUAUCUGAAAAGACUGCUUUUGUUUAUUGGUUUUUGCGUUCUUCUUGCUCUUAUUUGGCAAUAGAUGUAUCUGCAAUUUUUGCUCAAGGGCUAGUGGGUGUUUAGGCAUGUCAGCUAUAUUGUGUCUGUAGAUCUGUCAGUUCAUAUUCUCUUAACUCUUUUCGCUUUUCAUUAUUAUUUUUUUGGGUGAGUGAGAAAUUGUUUAUACCAUACUUUUAGAGGAAUUGUAGUUUAUUUCAUGUUUGUGCUCAGCUUGUGGAAUGCAAACUAUAUGUGGUUGGAAUGGGUUGCAA